AAUAAAAACAUUGGUGCUUGCAGCGCCUCCUGCGAUAAACUCUUUUUCAAUAGAAUUUUAUGCAAGAGAGACAUCAAGCAUAAACACCCGGAAAGAUGACGAAGGGCAAUAAUAUGAUUCCCAAUGCCCACUUUCAUAAGUGGUGGCAGCGGCAUAUUCGCACAUGGUUCAAUCAACCAGCCAGGAAGCUUCGUCGUCGCCAUAAUCGCAUCAAGAAGGCCAAGACAGUCUUUCCCAGACCCGCUGCCGGACCUCUGAGACCAGUUGUCCGCUGCCCAACUGUGCGCUAUCACACCAAGGUCCGUCCUGGACGUGGAUUUACCGCUGCUGAGCUGAAGGGAGCUGGAUUGACUGCUGGAUUUGCCAGGACCAUUGGGAUUGCCGUAGACCGUCGCAGGCGCAAUAAAAGCGUCGAGCAGAGGCAGAUUAAUAUUCAGCGUCUGAAGGAGUACCGCAGUAAGUUGAUCCUGUUCCCCAUUCACGAAAAGAGGAAGCUGCAGAAGGGUGAAGCUACUCCUGAGGCAUGCAAAUUGGCCACUCAGGUCAAGGGUAAGGUGAUGCCCAUCCGGAAUCCCAAGCCCACAGUCACCGUGGGAACCAUCACUCCACAGGAGAAGAAAUUCAGCGCUUUCAAGACCCUCAAGAAGGCCCGCUCUGAUGCACGUUUGGUCGGUAUCCGCGCCAAGAAAGCCCGUGAGGCAUCUGAGAAUCCCGAUGACAUCUCCAAGGCACCCAAGGAGAGCAAGAAAGCCAAGAAGUAAAUCAAAUGUAUGAUAGAUUUACACGGAAAAAAAUGAAGUUGAGAUCUACAAAA
Molecule: messenger RNA, 814 nt
Organism: Phlebotomus papatasi
Lineage: Eukaryota; Metazoa; Arthropoda; Insecta; Diptera; Psychodidae
Gene: RpL13
Product: 60S ribosomal protein L13
Exons: 3
Coding region: 96-761 (221 amino acids)
Biological process (GO): translation
Cellular component (GO): ribosome; cytosolic large ribosomal subunit
Molecular function (GO): RNA binding; structural constituent of ribosome
Source: RefSeq, a predicted model, not a curated record